Molecule: messenger RNA, 5689 nt
Organism: Rhineura floridana
Lineage: Eukaryota; Metazoa; Chordata; Lepidosauria; Squamata; Rhineuridae
Gene: IKZF1
Product: IKAROS family zinc finger 1
Exons: 9
Coding region: 224-2005 (593 amino acids)
Biological process (GO): regulation of transcription by RNA polymerase II
Molecular function (GO): DNA-binding transcription factor activity; RNA polymerase II cis-regulatory region sequence-specific DNA binding
Source: RefSeq, a predicted model, not a curated record
CCUCACUCUACACCCUCCAGGCCUUAAGAAGCAGGGCAGUCUUUUCAAGUGUGCCCCGGUCCUGCUUCGGAGGGAACGAUAACAGCAAAAGGGGGUGUUGCCUUCAUCAUCUGACAGGCUCGACGAGUCUCCCGCUUUCUCCCUCCUGCCCGCAAAUGAAAAAGCUUCGCGCACUCAGGCGCAGGGGCGAGAUGCCCGCUAGAGCUGCCGGUCGCCUGCAGAGAUGUUGCACUGGAAUGAGGAAGUGGAGUGGCGAGGGGAGGGACUGAGAGCGGAGCUGCCUCCUGCCGCUCUGCUUGGGCGAGGAGCCGCGGCAGCAGCACAUGCAGCUGGAGAGAUCUGGGCGAGUUGUCUGCAUCCAGCUCCGGCCAGAGCAGAUAACUUGAGGAAAAUGGAAACAGAUGAGGCUCAAGAUAUGUCCCAAGUUUCAGGAAAGGAAAGUCCUCCAGUAAGUGAUGUCCCAGAUGACGCUGAUGAGCCCAUGCCUGUACCAGAAGACCUUUCAACCAGCACGGGAGGUCAGCAGAAUUCUAGGAAUGAGAGAGUUUUGGCUGCAUUUAGGGCUGAACGCUUUAGGGAUUUUCAGGCCAUCAUCCCCAAAUCCUUUUCCCCCAGUAAUAUUAAAAUAGAGACACAGAGUGAUGAAGAGAAUGGGCGUGCCUGUGAAAUGAAUGGGGAAGAAUGUGCGGAGGAUUUACGAAUGCUUGAUGCCUCUGGAGAAAAAAUGAAUGGCUCACACAAUAGCAGCAAAGCCAUGUCAGGAGUUGGAGGCAUUCGACUCCCUAACGGAAAGCUAAAGUGUGAUAUCUGUGGGAUAAUUUGCAUCGGUCCCAAUGUUCUUAUGGUUCACAAGAGAAGCCACACUGGCGAACGCCCCUUCCAUUGUAAUCAGUGUGGGGCAUCCUUUACUCAAAAAGGCAACCUUCUCCGUCAUAUAAAGUUGCACUCUGGCGAAAAGCCGUUCAAAUGCCACUUGUGUAACUAUGCUUGUCGUCGUAGAGAUGCUCUUACAGGUCAUCUGAGGACCCAUUCUGUUGGCAAGCCCCACAAAUGUGGAUACUGUGGUCGAAGCUAUAAACAGCGCAGCUCUUUGGAAGAACAUAAGGAGCGUUGCCACAACUAUUUGCAAACCAUGAACCUCUCAGGUGGUCUCUAUCCGGUCAUGAAAGAGGAAACCAACCAGAGUGAAAUGGCUGAAGAUCUGUGCAAGAUGGGGUCAGAGCGAUCCCUUAUGCUGGACAGACUAGCUAGUAACGUCGCCAAACGUAAGAGUUCUAUGCCUCAGAAAUUUGUUGGUGAAAAAUGUUUAUCUGAUAUUCCUUACGAUGCAAGCACCACUUUUGAGAAGGAGAAUGAUAUGAUGCAGACCCAUGUCAUAGACCAAGCUAUUAACAAUGCCAUCAGCUACCUGGGGGCAGAGUCAUUGCGCCCCCUGGUGCAGACCCCACCAGGUGGCUCUGAAGUAGUGCCUGUCAUCAGUCCAGUCUAUCAGCUUCACAAGUCCCUUGGGGACAACAACCAUGCUCGAUCCAAUCAUGCAGCUCAGGACAGUGCAGUGGGAAACUUGCUACUACUUUCUAAAGCCAAAUCCAUCUCUUCAGAAAGGGACCCUUCACCCAUCAACAGCUGCCAAGACUCCACCGAUACAGAGAGCAAUAACGAAGAACGAAGUGGCUUAAUUUACCUAACAAAUCACAUAGCACCCCAUGCACGGAAUGGCCUUUCAAUAAAGGAAGAACACAGGCAGUAUGAUGUCCUAAGGGCAGGCAGUGACAACUCACAAGAUGCUUUCAAAGUAAUAAAUGGCAAUGGGGAGCAAGUGAAAGUUUACAAAUGUGAACAUUGUAGAGUCCUGUUCUUAGAUCAUGUAAUGUACACCAUCCACAUGGGCUGCCAUGGGUUUCGUGAUCCUUUUGAGUGUAACAUGUGUGGAUACCACAGCCAGGACAGGUAUGAGUUCUCUUCUCACAUAACCCGAGGGGAGCACCGUUUCCAUAUGAGUUAAAACUCUUCCUGUGUAGAAGAAAAGCUCUAUGAAAAGCAGCAGAACAAAGACAAAAGACUACAGGAGCAGCAUCCCCACACCCCUGGAAAAAAUAUCAGCCGGAUCCCCAAAGUGAACUCUUAUUGUAGCAUGCACAUAUAAUUCAGUUUUCUACUGUUAUUGAUGUUUUUAUUGCAAAUAUAGGCCAUCCAAGUAUAGGAAGUAGGAGUUUUUGAAGUUAAGUAGAAGAAACCUGUUCUUGCUAGUAAACCCUUUCCUUCCCCUUUCCUUUCAUCCAAGGCCUUUAUUUGGGUAUGAGUGUGCACAGUUUUGAUUGAAAACUAGAAAUACAAAAUGAAUGUUAGCCUUUUCUGUGAUGUUAUUCUGAAAAUGCACUUCUUACACCAUACAUGUUCUUCUGUAUCUUUAAAGGUUGUGCAGGGGGAAGGGAGAAUUGCAAGAACACCUGCACUUGGCUGACUUUCUCUUCUCCUAAAGAUACAGGAUCAGUCUCAGGCCCUGAACCUGGCAACCCUAGUUAUGAUUGCUACUUUUGUGGAUUAUUCUAAGCAUUUUCAGAAAAAUCCAAGUUGCAGCACUUGCAUUGUUUAAUUUUAUAGCAGCAUGGAUUGCUCUUCUCAAACAGACCAUGUAAGUAAAACAACAACACCACCUCAGGGGUUUAUGAGUCAGAUCCAAGAAUCAUAGAAUAGUAGAGUUGGAAGGGGCCUAUAAGGAGUUGGAAGGGGCCUAUAAGGCCAUCAAGUCCAACCCCCUGCUCAAUGCAGGAAUCCAAAUCAAAGCAUUCCCGACUGAAUGCCUCCAGUGUCGGAGAGCCCACUACCUCUCUAGGUAAUUGGUUCCAUUGUCGUAUAACUCGACCUAAUUCUUAUCUCGGUCCAAUUAGUUGGAAGUUCAGUCUGAAGUAGCACUGAGGGAAGCUCCUUUAUGUAGGUUCACAAGAUUGUAUGCACAUAGUGGAGUUUUUAUUUUCUUUUGUCUUACAGUAGCACCCUGUCCUGCAACACAAGCUACUGUUUAAAUCUCACUUGAGAUUAUAAAGCAGUUUGUAAUGGUGGGGAGGAAAGGUCAGGAGCUCCAUUCAACGAUUUUUGUUUUGGUGGGUGAGGAAAUCACCAUGCCUGUACAAUCUAUUGUUGGUACAAAAAGGGCUAGGACCAUUUUAUAGAUGUCAGCCUUUGAAGAAUUCAGUCUCCUCAUAAGAAUACUGCUGUUGUCAACUUUAGUCUUACAAAUGGUGGAAUAAAUAAGAGAUGAUAACAGAAGGAAGCAGAAGUGCAGGGUCCCUUCAUGUUAGUCACAGCCACACACCCUCCCCCCCCUUUUUUGCUGUGGUGUUGAGAAUGACAUACUUGUUAAUGCCUCCUUCCACAACAACAGACAUCCGUAGGAGCCGAUCAGCACAAAAGAGGAGUGUGUUAGCUACUGAGAAGAGUCUUCUCAGUGGCUGACACACUCCCUUUCAUGCUGAUUGGCUUGCAGGUUACUGGACAAAAACCUAACAUGGAGAAAAUAAAAUGCACCUCUGCAUUUUAUUGCCGUGUUGUCAUUGGGAGUGUAUGUAUAUCUUGUCUACAGAACCAACAGUUCACAUCACACUCUGUGUAGUAAAGUGCAUGUGCAUUAGAAAUUGUGCAUUAUUGUGCUUUCUGUUGGCUAUCAGCCAUAGACUAUAUUUUCUUCCAUUCAUUUCUACAUAUAUUUUUCAGAAUCAUAUAAUGUCUGAUUAGACCCUGACUUUAUGUGCUUUUUUUAAGGUUGCUGGAGACAUUGGGACCCUGCUCCCCUGAAAAUAAGAGCUCUAAGACCCCCCGAGACCCUGGACAACUACACCCCUGAAUAAAAUAAGACAAACUUAUAUGCAAAAAAAGUUGCACAAGGCUGUUUCACACAAUUAAAUGUCCUUGCAUAACAAACAUUCCAGUUGGAUUGCACAUUUUCUGUAGAUGGAUUUAGCAUGUAAUUAACUUCUUGCCUGCUUUUGGCAAGUUGCUUUUAGAAUCAAAAGAUGAUUCUCUCUUUUUUAAUCAUCUAUUAAAAAUGAAAGUGCAUUGGGUUGUUUUGCUUUGAUCUUAUUCAUCCUUUGGGGGGCGGUGAAACCAAAUAUUAGAAAUCUCCUAGUUAAGCCACAUCUCAAAACCUACAUUAUGCACUUUUUGCAUUGGAAAGUACAUAUUUUUAUUUUGUAAAAAGUCCUUCCCUAUGUGCUUCACUCCUAGUACAUACUUAUUAAAGGUCAUUGCACACAUUACACAGCAACAAGCCCAGGUUUGCUAGUUAACAGGGAGUUGCAGCCAGUCCUGGUUCUCUGACAAGUGUAUUUGUAUUAUACACAUUUUAUCAAACACCUGUUACAUUCACACACUACGAUUUUUAGAAUACAUUCAAAAAGCUUUUAUAUACCUAAAAAGAUAAUGUGUGAAGAAACCUAAGGGUGGAUGCCACAGAACUGCAACAAGUCAUUAUGGAUCUACCCCAUUCCUUCAUUCCCAGCUUUGGAUAGAAACCUAUUUUAUAGUAGUAUUCAACCUGAUCUUUAUAGCUGAGAAGAAUAAGGCUUUUGAAUUUACAAUUGCUGACUUGUCACAUUGGUUGGUCAUUGCUGAAAUGUUAUCCCUCUUAUUCAGCAGGUUUGUAUGAGCACAGGCAGUCUAGUGCACUGCACAGACAGAUACUCCCUAUCUGCAUGGAGUGUUCCAUUCAUGUCAAUGGCGGAAGCAGAUCCUUGGCCAUACUCCUUUGAGGGUGGGGCUGAGCUCAGUCCAUUGAAGUUGAUGGGCAACCUGAGUACACACAAACAUUCUCAGUGGUUAUGAGAGUUCACAUGGUGUUCUGCAUUUAAGAAUAUAUAUGCAGGUUAAUGUAGUUUUUAAUGUCCAUAAGAGAUUUAUGCAUACUUGUAAAGGUCUGUGGUUGUAUAUAUCAUACUUAUACCUAUCUAGAUGUCAGUUAUUGUCAGAGUGAGUGUGUUCCUUGGUUCUAGGUUUUUCUAUUUAUGUUGUAACUGAGUAUAUAGAUACUGAAAGCAAAUACAUUUUAGCGAGUUAGCAUAUUGGUAAGCUACACUUUAUCAGAAGGCAUGACCUCUGAACUGUCACUUCUGUCUCUCACACCAUCUCUCACACACACUCCAACCCCCGAAUGAGUCUUGUUUUGUUUGAUGUCCUUAUGUGUGUGUGUUUUUAAAAAGUGUGUGUUUGAAAAACAGGACUCUGACAAGCAGUUCUAUUCUGGAUUAUUUAUACUCUCAGGGUGGAAACACAGUCACUGUUCUGCUGGUUCCAGUGCAUCUCCACCUCUCUCUCCUGAAAACGGGGGAACAACGCUAGUCAAACCCCACCUCUUUUUACUGUAAAACCUGGUGAGAUCAGCUUGAGUGCAUUUUCCCCCAAUUCAUCUUCAAAGAGGUUUCACAACUGAGUGGCGGAUCAACCCAUUCCCCUUCCAGGUGUGGCUAAUGGAAACACUUUGCUGUAGGUGACCAGUGUGUUCACAGCCUCGGAAGAGUGAACUGGAUGGAUUAUUGUACAUUGAUGUUUGUUAUGAUAGAAUGUCUCACAUCUGUAAAUAGCAACAGUUCAAGAAAUUAUUUUCAGAAGUCACACACCAUCCCUAUUUUGGCACUGCCUUUUUAUACUUGUACUUAACACAUUUUUUGCUGUGGUUUUAUAUUGUAAUCCAGUU